This is a messenger RNA of Periophthalmus magnuspinnatus, 1675 nucleotides long. RefSeq names its product mamu class II histocompatibility antigen, DR alpha chain-like. Gene Ontology annotation, molecular function: MHC class II protein complex binding. The record is from RefSeq and is a predicted model, not a curated record. Gene Ontology annotation, biological process: immune response; antigen processing and presentation of exogenous peptide antigen via MHC class II; positive regulation of T cell activation. Gene Ontology annotation, cellular component: MHC class II protein complex; membrane. The transcript is spliced from 4 exons. Lineage: Eukaryota; Metazoa; Chordata; Actinopteri; Gobiiformes; Gobiidae. The coding region runs from base 9 to 749 and encodes 246 amino acids.
GAGUGAAGAUGAAGCUGGAGCUGCUGCUGUGUGCUCUGCUGUCGGCCUCUGCCCAAGAUUUCCACCAAGACCUGAGUGUAGGAGGCUGCUCUCACACAGACUCAGAUGAAGAUGCUCAGUACAUGUACACACUGGACCAGGAGGUGUACUGGUACGCAGACUUUAAGAACAACAGAGGAGUGGAACCACAGCCUGACUUCAUCAGACAUAUGACUAUAAUCGGAGAGUACGAGUUUGCGCUCCACGAACGAGAACUGUGCAAGAGGAACCUCAAGGUGGUGGAGAAGGGCAUGAAGGACCUGCCAGCACGACUGGACCCUCCCUCUCUGCUCAUGGUCUACCCCAGGACCCCUGUGCGUGUGGGGGAGCAGAACAUGCUGCUGUGCCUGGCCUCUGGGUUCUACCCGGCCCCGAUCCGGUUCUUCUGGACUUUGGACCAGAGGAACGUGAGCUCCUUCUGGGUGUCCCAGGCCUUUCUCCAGGAGGACGGAGCCUUCUACCAGCUCUCCAGAAUACAGCUCCUGCCAGAGGAGGGGCAGGUGUACAGCUGCAGUGUGGAGCACCCCGCUGUGAGGGGCCCCCAGAGGAUGACACGCUUUUACACUGUAGAGCAGGAGCACCCCCCAGUGGCCCCCACCGUGUUCAGCGCUCUGGGGCUGGUCCUGGCACUGGGGGGCGUUGCCAUCGGGACGUUCUUCUUCAUCAAAGGGAAAGAGGAAAUGGCGUUUCAGACUAGAUGGACUUUGUGAUGUCAUGUGUAAUGUCACUGAUGAGUGUGAGACUCACGUGUGGAUAAUUAUUUAAAUAUUGACCUGUGAAACUGUGAGAAGCACCUCUUCACUUUUGCCAUGGCACCAGAACUUUAAGUAGAAAUGUUCAAUAAACUAAAGUCUUUUUGGGCCACAUAAGGCCUUCUAUGACCUUUAACCUUUGGACCUUGGAUCUGUCUGUGUAAUGAAGCUGCAGCAAAUAUAAACGUGCCAUGACUACGACACAAAAGGCGCUGAUUAAACGAUCUCAGCUCAUGGUUCGACUGAUGCACUGUAUAUUUAAACUUCGUUUGUGUUGUAACGGUGGGUGUAGCGGACCAAAGAGUGCAGACUUGGGGCAGAUUUAUGGUUUUUAUUUACAAUAGUGCAGAGUAAAUAGUCAAUAGUUCAUAAAUCACAAAUGGGGACAGGGAGCGGGAGGCAGGCCAGACGGGCGUAGUCCAGAGCGAGCAGGAGACAUCCAGGGCCGGAGCAUGACAGGACAAGGCGCGGGAACAGGAAGGACUGAGCAGGAGUAAUCCAGCAAGCGGGAGCCAGGGCAGGUGACGGGAAACAAGCCGGAGACCAAGACAGGACAUGACGCGAAGACACACGUAGGAUCUCGCAGACAACGACAGGAAUGACAGAACGAAGGAACGAUGACGAUCACGCCCCGAGUGUCUAGUCCUGGCUCCUCUUAUACACAGCAGGUGGUGGUGAUUGCACUGAUGGGCUGCAGGUGCGCGCAGGAGGAGCCAGUAGCCCAGCCCAGAUCCGGCAGGUGAGGGAGGGAAAGAGCAGGACAGGAGGAAAACUAGGAGCGGACGGUGCGGAUCAUGACAGUUUGUUUGGAUCCUGAGUCGUUCUGCUCAUUUAUUGUGACUCAUUUGCACAUUUCAUUCUUGGUCAAUAAAUUUUCUUAAAUC